Molecule: messenger RNA, 489 nt
Organism: Brassica napus (rape)
Lineage: Eukaryota; Viridiplantae; Streptophyta; Magnoliopsida; Brassicales; Brassicaceae
Exons: 3
Coding region: 1-489 (162 amino acids)
Source: RefSeq, a predicted model, not a curated record
AUGACUCAGGGUCAGUGGAUGGUUAAGUCUGGUGGCAAAAAGGUGCAGGCCCCAAGACGCUUUCAGUUUGACUUCGACCAGGAGGAAGAUAUUGUUGAGGUGAUGAAGAAGGAACCUUUUCAUUUCGAUAACUGGAUGCUUUCCAUUGUCCGUUGGGCACCGGUGGUGGAGGAGAACUAUCCUUCCAAGAUAACGUUUGGGGUGCGCGCAUUUAUGGCUGUACCAACUUUCAAAAGCAUAGGUGAGGCAUUGGGAGAGGUCCGAGGCGAUGACGAUAUUGAUAUAGAUGAAGGGAAGGUUAGGGUGAUCAUCGAUGCUUUCAAGCCCCUGGUGUUUUCGGUUACUGCGGAGUUCCACAGUGGUGAUGAGUCGACCAUCGCUUUGAGGUACGAGAAACUGCACGGGUUUUGUCGAAUCUGCUCGAGUUUGAGGCACGAACAGUUUCGUUGUCUGGCGGUGAAGAAGAGACCCAUCCAUGUUAAGAUAUAA